AUGUCAUCUAUAAGUAGUAACAGUAGUGGUGGUGGUAAUAAUAAUAAUAAUAAUAGUAAUAGUAAUGGAGUACAACAACAACAAACUGCUACUUCCUCUCCUGCUUCUGCUGCUGCUACUGUUCAACAACAACAACAACAACUUAUAAAGACAAGUAUUGUCAGUGGAAAAUUGGAGAUUGACGAUGUCGUACUUAAGGAUACCUAUGUACUGAGAAACCUGAAGGUGCAAUCGCAGGUCGACUAUCCACUCACGGUUAGUCUGCGAAGUGAUUUGGCACAGAUUGCAUUCCAGUCGACCAACGAGAAUCUACAGGACACAGAGACAGAGGUACCGGUGCAGGACGAUGACUUUAACCAGUUGUUUAACGAGGUCAAUGUCAUCGAUCAACUCGAACUGCUACCUCUACAAACCAAGAACAUCGUCAUGUCAUUCCGACCAUCGCUACUACUCUCUGACCACCAGCUACUACACCAGAAUCAAUCCGAUCCAACAACCGGUAACAACGUUGGAUUUAAUAACUAUUUCGAAGUUAAAGGAAAGAUAUUCUUUAGUUGUAAUCCAACAACAACAAUAACAGCAACAGAUAAUAAUCAAGAUAAACAACAGCAACAACAACAACAACAAUUGGUAGUUGAUGUAGUAACUAGAAUAUGUCGUUCACAGAUAAAAGUAGAUUUAAAUGAGAUCAUUUUCGAUGAUUGUAUAGUUGGAUCAUCUUAUAUUAAGGAUUUGACGAUUUGGAAUCGAUCGGAGAUGCCACUGGUGUUCUCUAUCUAUUGUAAAGAAAAGAUUAUUAGUUUAUUUCAAUUCACCGAUGUUACGGGACUGCCUCUAGCCACUGAGAAUCAGGUAGUACCCAGCUACUCAUCAAUGUCAAUGAGAAUAGUAUUCAAACCAAACGCUGCAGGCCAAUCCACCUACAAAUUCAAACUAGAAAACAAAAACGAUUCCUCCAACUAUGAACUUAUAGUAAUACAUUCAACUGUUACUUCUGAACAACAAACUGAAUUGAUUCAAGUUAGUACAAAUUCAUUUGAUAUGGGAGAUUGUUAUAGUGAUGAACCGACUUAUGGUACUUUUACGGUGAAGAAUAUCUCUGAGGAUGCUGUUGAGAUCAACUUUAGUAGUGAUCUUGUCGAUGAGGUAUCGUUUAUGUUGCACGAGGAAGAGGUGGAAAGUACCAGCAGCUCUGGUAGUAAGAAGAAGAAGAAAUUGGAGAAUAUGGCAAUUGGUGACCAUCGAGAUGCAGAGCAGCAACAACAACAGGAGAAAGACGCCGCAUACCAUGGACGAUCGUCACGUACUCAUCAAGAGUCGAAUGAGGUCAUCGAUGAGCUAACACUCAAUCCAGGAUCGGAGCGUGUCAUUCAAAUUAAAUACUGUCCGAAAUCACUGUUUUCGCUGGCCAGUGAUCCACGUGCGCUACGACUGAACAACAAGACAUUCCGUCUCCUCCUAAAGUGUCCAGUCGUGUCUGUACUUCACUCAUUCAGAUUCCAUCGGAGAUGA
Heterostelium album PN500 is the source of this 1512-nucleotide messenger RNA. RefSeq lists its product as uncharacterized. The transcript is spliced from 3 exons. Lineage: Eukaryota; Evosea; Eumycetozoa; Acytosteliales; Acytosteliaceae. Bases 1 to 1512 code for a protein of 503 amino acids. The record is from RefSeq and is a predicted model, not a curated record.